AUAAGAGUCACCUCAAACAACAGAGUAAACUCAGCGUAGACCUUCCUCUCCACAAUGAAGAUGCUGCAGGUGACAUUAUUCGUGGCUUUUCUGGGGUUUUUAGCCUCAGCUGCCACUGCCUCGAAGGAUUUUCUGCCCUUCGACUGCAAUGAAAUCUAUUGCCAUGACAACACCAGCUUGAGUGGGGUGUACACCAUCUUCCCCGGGGAUCCCACCACUCCACUGCAAGUCUACUGUGACAUGAACACUGACGGGGGCGGAUGGACGGUAUUUCUCCAGAGGAUGGAUGGGACUGAAAACUUCUACAGGCCCUGGAGUCACUAUAAGGCCGGAUUUGGGAACAUGGCAGGAGAAUAUUGGCUCGGCCUGGAAAACAUCCUCCUGCUGACUGUGAGGAAGGAGAACGGGCUGCGGGUCGACAUGGAGGACUGGGAGGGGGUGAAGGCGUACGCCAAUUACUCCUCCUUCUCCAUCGAUUCUGAGGUUGACGGUUAUCAGCUUCACCUGGGCAAAUUCACUGGCGGAAACGCAAGGGACAGUUUGACAUACCACAACAACAUGAAGUUCUCAACGUUUGACAGAGAUCAGGACACUCACAGUAUAAACUGUGCUCAGCGUUAUCUCGGUGGAUUCUGGUACUCCAAAUGCCAUCAAGCCAACCCCACCGGUCUGUACGCACCUCCAGGGCUUGUGACUGCAAAUGAAGGCGUUUUCUGGAGAUCGUGGAAGGGCGUGAACUAUGGCAUGAAGACCUUAUCCAUGAAGAUCAGAUCAGUCUCUGCAUGUGCAUGCGCUCAAAAACCUGUUUAGCUGUACACUUUUAUUGUUGACUUUAUUAAGGUUUUCAAGUUUAUACAAGAUUUCAGACAACUUGGACCUUCGUGUUCACCGAACUAUGAUUUUCCUGUGAGGCUAAAAACGAAAUUCUUGUUUCAAUGCCACAUAUAUAUAUAUAUUCUACUUCCAACAAACACUGAUACUGUUGUUGAAUAAUCAUAAUUAUAUAGUAAAUGCUUCAGUGAGAUUAAACCUUUUCUUUACUAAUCAAAAAAACAAUUAUGUAGCUGCAACUGUGUUUUGAAUUCUUUCAAAUUGUUCAUUCUUGUUUACUGAACUAUGAUAUUCCUGUCAGGCAAAUAAUGAAAGUUUGUGUGUUUUUAAUGCCAGGUGUU
This is a messenger RNA of Trematomus bernacchii (emerald rockcod), 1172 nucleotides long. Its product is annotated as microfibril-associated glycoprotein 4-like. NCBI's taxonomy places the organism in Eukaryota, Metazoa, Chordata, Actinopteri, Perciformes, Nototheniidae. The record is from RefSeq and is a predicted model, not a curated record. The coding region runs from base 55 to 810 and encodes 251 amino acids. Gene Ontology annotation, biological process: elastic fiber assembly. The transcript is spliced from 6 exons.